Molecule: messenger RNA, 1269 nt
Organism: Hansenula ciferrii
Lineage: Eukaryota; Fungi; Ascomycota; Saccharomycetes; Phaffomycetales; Wickerhamomycetaceae
Gene: FPS1
Product: Fps1p
Exons: 3
Coding region: 1-1269 (422 amino acids)
Biological process (GO): glycerol transmembrane transport; water transport
Cellular component (GO): plasma membrane
Molecular function (GO): glycerol channel activity; water channel activity
Source: RefSeq, a predicted model, not a curated record
AUGUCUAUGGGUAGUAAACCUGAAGUCUUUCAUUCUGAUGAUAUAACAUCGGAAUAUUUGGAGGAAACAUUACCUGGAAGACCAGUUGAUUUAAAAUGUUUAAGAGGAGCAUCAUAUAAUCAAGGUCAACGACAUCCACAACCUUAUGAUCAUUUCAAUAAUAAUUAUUUAAAUUCAAAUGAAUUACCAAAUUCUUCAUCAACUGCAUAUUCUUCAUCAACUCCACCUUUCAAACUUACAUCACAACAAGAUUUAAAUUUUAACAAUUUACCUAAUGUAGCACCAACUUCAGGUUUAGAAAGAGCUGCAACAAAUAAUUCUAAAAUUGAACCACAUUUAUAUACAAGAUGGCAAAAAAUUAGACAUGCAUUUCGUGAACCAUUUGCAGAAUUUUUAGGAACAAUGAUUUUAGUUAUGUUUGGUGAUGGUGUUGUAGCACAAAAAGUUUUAUCAAAAGGUGAAGCUGGUAAUUAUACCACUAUUGCAUUAUCUUGGGCAACCGCUGUUUUUUUAGGGUAUACCGUGAGUGCAGGAAUUUCUGGUGCACAUUUAAAUCCUGGUGUUACUUUAUCAUCUGCAGUUUUCAGAAAAUUCCCAUGGAGGAAAGUUCCUGGAUAUGUAUUUGCUCAAACAUUUGGUGGAUAUAUUGGUGGGUUAUUAGUUUAUGCAACAUAUGUUCAAUCCAUAAAUGAAUUUGAAGGUGGUGUUGGUAUUAGAACUGUUGGUGGUGAAACUUCAAGUGCAGGAUUAUUUUGUACAUUUAGUCAACCUUAUUUGAGUACUGGUGGACAAGUUGUAUCAGAAUUAGUUUCAAGUGCUUUGUUACAAUUGGGUAUAUUUGCAAUGACUGAUCCUUAUAAUAAUCCAUUAGGUCAAUCAUUCCCAUUUGGAUUAUUUUUAUUAAUUUAUGGAAUUGGUUCAUCAUUUGGUUAUCAAACUGGUUAUGCAAUAAAUUUAGCAAGAGAUUUUGCACCAAGAUUAGCAGCAGCUACCGUGGGUGGAUAUGGAUCUGAUUUAUUCACAGCUGGUAAUUAUUAUUUUUGGGUUCCUUUAGUUAUUCCAUUAAUUGGAUGUUUACUUGGUGGAUUAAUUUAUGAUGUUUUAAUUUAUCAAGGACAUGAUUCACCAUUAAAUAGAGCAGAUUUUGGAAUGCAUGAACAAAGUGAACAUAUUCGUCAAUUUAAAUUGAAAGAUAUGAAGCCAGAUUUUAAUGUUGAAGCUCAUGCACAAAAAGAAGGUGGACCAGGGUUUGUUGGUAAUAUUGUAUGA